AUGGAGACUCGACAGUGUCUGCUGGAGGCUCUCCCCGUUUGGCCAGCGCCAGCGGCUGGUCAGGAGAAUGCGCGUCGACCAAAUAAGGGCGUACUACGAGCGGCGGAAAAGACCUGCAGAAACCGGGAGGCGGAGGCGGAGGCGGAAGUCAAUGUCAAAGCCCCGCCCACCAGCCACAGGAAGAGGCACCGCAUUCGCUUCAGCCUCGGUGAUGUCAUACAGGACGCCAUCAUACGGCACGAUGACAAAGAACAGACUGGGAAAUGGCAGAUGGAUGUGUUAAGCGUGCUGUGUCUGCUGAAGGAGGGAGCUGACCCCAACACUCCUAUCUCCUCUGGAGGUUCUCUUCUACACCUGUGUGCUCGCCAUGACAACGUGUUUGCUGCAGAGGUUUUGAUUGAGCGAGGGCUUAACGUCAACCUGCAGGAUGAGGACCUCUGGACAGCCCUGCACGUGGCAUGUGUGUGUGACCACGCCGAUAUGGUGCUGCUGCUAUUGCUGGCUGGGGUGAAUGUUCUACUGCAGGAUGUGAACGGGAACAUUCCACUGGACUACACCACCGAGGGAACUGAGACCAGCUACAUCAUCCGAAAACACCUGGAGGAAAACGUUCCAGGUGUAGAUGUGCCGUCCAUGCACACCAUGCGUACCCAGAGGCCCAGCACCAUGUUGUCUGAUGUUAGACAGCUGGUCUCCAGCAGGGGCAGUCUCAACCUACGCAACGAUGACGGGGUCACUCUGCUCCACAUAGCGUGUGCUAGCGGCUACAGAGAGGUGGUGUCUGUGCUGCUGGAGCACGGGGUGGACCCUCAGCCCUCCGACAACAGCUAUUGGACACCUUCCACCUGGCUGCCAAAUAUGGACAGGUACUGA
Messenger RNA from Salvelinus sp. IW2-2015, 873 nucleotides. Lineage: Eukaryota; Metazoa; Chordata; Actinopteri; Salmoniformes; Salmonidae. The record is from RefSeq and is a predicted model, not a curated record.